AUGGAACAGUCACCUCCUUCUUCGAAGUAUGUUUUCCUCGAUCGGGGAAGACAAGCAAGUCGGAGUGCCUUCGACCCUUCCCCGUGGGCGAGGGGCCUCUCACCCGAAGAUGUAGGGAAUCUAUCUCCGGAGCAUGGGCGCCUGUCCGCGUGUGACACAGGGAUGGAAGAUUGGAAGCGCUGGGGUCCCUAUGUCAGCGAGCGGCAUUGGGGUACCUGUCGCGAAGACUACGCUUCGCACGGCAACAGUUGGAUCUAUUUGCCCUUCGAG
Symbiodinium necroappetens is the source of this 270-nucleotide messenger RNA. Lineage: Eukaryota; Dinophyceae; Suessiales; Symbiodiniaceae. The record is from the annotation of a GenBank genome assembly.